UUCUUCUUCUGUGUCAAUUAGCUGUUAGCCUCUAUUUGCUUCAGUCCCUCCUUUGACGCUUUCUUGUCACUCUUUCAUAUUUUCUUACACUGCACGAUGUGGGCCACCCGCAACCACUGCCAUGGCCUCCUUGGUGGCCUCGCCAUCCUCACCAAGUUGGUUGAUGCUUCUGGUCUCGCAAUGUUCCCCCAAGGUUCCCUUUCGAGCGCGGGACUAUCGUCCGUCUGCGAGGCCACUCUCUACCAAUCCAUCAACUGCGCCGAUGAGACUGCAGACCUGGCGGCUAAUGGAUAUCUCGACAGUGAUGAUCCAGCCGUGACCAAGCUAGUGUGCCGCUCGACCUGUGGAAGUGCUAUUGGACACAUGCGCACAAAGGUUGCUUCAGCUUGCGGUACUGAAGAGAUGGUCCCUGGUAUGUCUUAUGUCCACAUGGUUGAUAAGCUCUGGGGCAGUUGGAACCAGACUUGCUUCACCGACCCCAAGACAGGAGAGUUUUGUCAUGACGUCAUUGCCGCGUUUCCAGAGGUCGACGAUGUCUCUAAACUGUCAAAGUCUGACUUGUGUUCUUACUGUAACGUUGAGCAGUACAAGAUCAUGCAAGCUGACGCUUACAGUGGAGCUUACGAUGAGUACGCGCAGUCUAACUAUAAGUACGUUGCGAAGGCCUGUGACCUGAAGGUGGACAACUUCAACCCCACAGAUAGUGCAUUUAAUGUUACGAACCCCGAUGCCAGCAGCGAGGUUUGUGUGUCUGGUAAGAUAUACGGAGCCAAAGCUGGUGAUAGCUGCGACUCAAUCGCGCUAUCUCAGGGAGUGUCAGCGGCGACCAUGUAUUACAUCAACUCCAACAUCUUCGAUUGUACUAAGAUCGCUGUUGGGACCAGCCUCUGCCUUCCGCUCACCUGCACCAAGAUUUACCGGGUACAGAAGGGUGAUACCUGUCUCGACAUCGCCUUGAACAACGGUAUUAUGAGCGACCAGCUUCUGUCAUACAAUUCGCAGCUCAACUGGAACUGCACCAAUUUACACGAUGCGGAUCCCUACUGGGGUAGUACCUUGUGUGUUUCGACACCUGGGGGUAUAUAUGCUGGGCAGCCACUUAAUAACAACACUGCGAACACUGACCCUCAACGCAUUGAUCCCCCUGCUGGUGCGACCGUUGCCAAUGGCACUACCUUGGAGUGUAGCCAUUGGCUCACAUACGAUGGUGGCCUCAGCUGUACGCAGAUUUGUCUUGCAAAUGAUGUUGCCAUCAACCUGUUUACUGAGAUCAACCCAUCUCUGAACAAGACCACUUGUGACGAAGAUUUGAAAGCCGGCAAUGCUUACUGCGUUAAGCCUAUUACUGGAUGGGAUCUACCUGCCUUUACUAAGACUGCUACCGGCCAAGCGACGGCCACCAAGUCUGCCUCCCCUUCAGGCACCAAAUCCACUGCUGCUACUGCUUCGGCACCGCAGACUUCGACCAGCGAAAAGGUACCGAGCCCUACGCAACCUGGUAUCGUCGAUAGUUGCAACCAGUGGCAUUACGUUGAUAAUGGCGACGGGUGCUAUUCUAUCGCUGAGACGUACCAUAUCAAUUUAGCAGACUUUUACAAAUGGAAUUCCAAGGUUGGCAAUGACUGUUCUGGUCUCUGGCUGCACUACUAUGUCUGUGUUGGAGUUGCAUCCUGAUUUAGAUGCAGUGCUUAAGGGCGUGGAUCCGUUAGUGGGCGGCUGGGUGGACGGCUUUUGGCGGGGCGUGUAAUUAGUUAGACAUUACUCCGUACUGUGUGUGCGUGCUCCGUAAUAAUUUGAGCUUGAGGUGGGCUCUGCUCUGAC
This is a messenger RNA of Fusarium oxysporum Fo47, 1821 nucleotides long. Its product is annotated as LysM peptidoglycan-binding domain-containing protein. NCBI's taxonomy places the organism in Eukaryota, Fungi, Ascomycota, Sordariomycetes, Hypocreales, Nectriaceae. The record is from RefSeq and is a predicted model, not a curated record. The transcript has 2 exons. The coding region runs from base 97 to 1674 and encodes 525 amino acids.